Molecule: messenger RNA, 2085 nt
Organism: Rotaria socialis
Lineage: Eukaryota; Metazoa; Rotifera; Eurotatoria; Philodinida; Philodinidae
Source: the annotation of a GenBank genome assembly
AUGGCCGAUGACGAAUUCGAUCGAGUAUCUGAAAUUUUAUUUGACGGAAUCAGUUCUCUUAGUAAUCUUGGCUCACCUGGAACUCUCAUUCCAAUCACAGAACACACACGUGCUGUUCUUUGCAGUGAAAAUUUCAACAAUGUGAUCAUUGCGGCUGCUCGAUUUGGCAACGGUCGAUGUUUAGUAUUUGCACACAACAGUUAUACAGAGAUUUUUCUUGAUGAUGAAACAGAAGAUAAAGAUUUUAUCGAGAAUUGUCGACAAUGGCUUGCUCAAGGACAUGAUGCUGAAUUCAUAUCGAUUAAUGAUAUAGAUUCAAUGGAUCACGUUGUACAUGAUGGUAAAAUACUCAUAUGGGAUGGACAUUAUACAAAGAAUGAUGUCUUCAUGAGUGAUCUGUACUCAUAUUUGCAAAAAGGAAGUGCCAUAAUUUGCGGAGCAACUACCUGGGGUUGGCUUGAACAAAACGAGGACAAACUUCUUUCGGAUUUUCCUUUCGCAAAAUUUUGUGACUAUAUUGGUGUGAAAUUAACAGCUGACUGUAUUGAUAGUCCGAAUCCCAUUUCUUUUCAACCCGAAUUAGUAGAAUUUAAAAACGUACAUCAUAUUCUUCAUAAUCUUAUUCAAAAUCCGAGUAACAUCAAAUAUUUAUCGAUUGUCGCCGCAGCCAUAAAAGAAGUCGACAAUAUGUUACCUGGAAUCUCGGUUGAAACGCUAACAAAUAUUGUUAGGCAUGCUAAUCAUGAUGUAAUUCCAUCGAGCAAUAUUCCGAUUCGAGAUAAUUCAUGUCGAGAACAAUCAAAAGGCAUUUGUAGUAUUUUGUGUGUACUACCAGGUAUCAAAGCUCUCGGUAUAAAAGAUUUCCCCGGUGAUUUUGAUUAUCCACCAGAAAUUGAAACGAAUGUGGAAUGUCAUAUUGAAUCGAAUUCCAGUGAAUGGUUUUCUACAGGUUACUAUGUAGCUGCUGGCAUCCCUAUUCAAAUUGAUGUUUUGCAGCGAAUAGGUGCAAGUGGGUGGUUAGCACGAAUCGGCUGCCAUAGUGAUGAUCUUGAAAGCUGCAACGAAUUUCGUCGAUGGUCUUGCAUUUCUAUAUGUAAACCAUUGGUUGGCAAUUAUAUUCGACUGAGUUCCGCUUUUGGUGGUCUUCUUUUUCUUGAAAGUCCUAAAGGCGAAAUGAAUUCGAUUACUGUUCAUUUACAUAAUGUAGUUGUGACUCCUACAUAUGAUCUAGUUGAUCCCAACCGGGCGGCAAAAUGGGAAUAUCAACGUCAAAAUACGCAAGGCCUUUGGGCAGAUAUUGCUGGUCGACAUAUUGUGUUCAAUAUUCCUUCGAAGAGUGUUCGCCAUUUAGAUGCUAACGAAUUAGAUCAGGUUCUUCAAUUUUGGGAUAGUAUUGUACUUGCUCAUCAUGAAUUGAGAGGCACAGAACCGACAUAUCGCGAGCGUAUCGUGUGCGAUGAACAACCUUCGAUUGGUUAUAUGCAUAGUGGUUAUCCCAUUGUCACACAUAUGAACGUGUCUGAUCCGGAAUCGGAAGAUUUCAUACUCAAUGGCAAGAAAUUGCGCGAAAAUGGUGCAUGGGGCCUAUUUCAUGAAAUGGGUCAUAACAUGCAGCGAGAUUGGUGGACAUACGAUGGUACUGAUGAAGUAACGACGAAUAUUUUUACUUUGCAUGCCAUGGAUACUGUUUGUCAUCAUCAAGUAUGGAUUCAUUCUUGGCUCAAGGAUAAGAUAUCCAGUACACGCAAGUACAUAAAAAAUGGAUCAAAUUUCGACGAAUGGAAAGAGGAUCCUGGCAUUGCUCUCUUUAUCUACGCACAAUUAAUACGAGAAUUCGGUUGGGAUAGUUUUAAAGCCGUUUUUCGUCAAUAUGAACAAGAUCAGCCAAGUCUCAACAGCGAUCAAGAAAAAAUAGACCACUGGAUUGAGACUUUCUCGAGUCAAGUAGAAUACAAUCUGGUACCACUAUUCAAAUUUUGGGGUUUCCCUAUAUCACAAUCGACUAUUGACUCUCUUAAUGAUCUAACAAUUCCAAAUAUUUCUGAUGAAUUCAUCAAGAUAGCACCAGAACGUUAUCAAAUCUAA